Messenger RNA from Porites evermanni, 723 nucleotides. Lineage: Eukaryota; Metazoa; Cnidaria; Anthozoa; Scleractinia; Poritidae. The record is from the annotation of a GenBank genome assembly.
AUGAGCGCAAAUGAAACCAGUUCCUCCAUUGAAACGUCCAAGACGUCAGAAAAAAUAAAGAGGCCGUUAAACGCUUUCAUUCUCUGGUCUAAGAAGAGAAGACGGGUCAUCGCAAAUGAAAACCCACAAAUGCACAAUUUUGAUAUUAGCAGAAAGCUCGGCUUGGAAUGGCAGAAGCUGUCCGAAGAGGAAAAAUCGAAAUACUUCGAGGAGGCAAAACGCUUAAAAGAAGAACACAAACAGCUUUAUCCUGAUUACAAAUACCAACCAAGAAAACGUGAUAAAACAAACAAACGGAACAAGCUACUACACGGACCACCAUACCAGUUCAGUUUCUACCCGCAUGACACCGCGGGGUUUUUUGAUACGCGGUAUCACUACACCGUGGCUGAUGCGCGACCGUCCUUCCAUGCGGAAAGCCUACUACCGCAUCCAGAAUCCUCAGGAGGCAACGAAGAUAUCUCACACAGCGCUCACGCCAAGCCAACCCACACAGAGCACAACCCUCACAGUGUUAUUUACCAGAGCUUCCGACAAAACUAUGAUGGAUUUGUACCGUACAGAGGUUUAGACGCUCCAUACAUUCCACUCCGCCCUAAUUUCGAUUUCUCGCAUCUCAACUGGUACAGUCCGCCUUCUGCCCCAGGACGGGUCGGUCCCGUUUCUUACUGUAGCCGAAUGUACCCGUGGCAUGCCACAAGACAAGGUGACUUUCAUUCAUGA